AUGAUAAUGGCUGAACGAAACGAAAUGAUGACAGAUGCUGAUUUAAUGGAUGCAAUUCAAGCGCUUGCUGAAAAAGAACCGAACGAUGAAGUGAAAGAAUUAUUGAAAAUGAUGAGUGAUAAUCGUAUAAUAAGUUGGGAAGAAGCGGAACAAGUUAUGAAUUGUAGUAAUUUUAAUGGUCCAAUUAAAUCCUCAUUACCACAACAAACACGACCAACAGAACCAGAUAAUGAUACUGAUGUGGAUUGGUCAAUACAACAAUUGCAAAUGGAUGAUCCUAAAUUGAAACAAGUUAAUUUAAAUAAUAUGAAACGUACACCAAUUCCACAAGUGAAACGACUUUUAUCAGCGAUAAAAAAUAAUACACACCUUGAGAAAAUUGCGCUUGCUAAUAUGGGUUUGUAUGAUAAUGAUUGUGAGCCUAUAUUUGAUGUGGUAGCAAGUAAUACAACAUUAAAAUCGAUCAAUUUGGAAACAAAUUAUCUUAGUGGUGAUUUCUUUGCACGCUUAUUUAAAGCUGCUUUAGUCAAUCAAACACUUGAAGAAGUGAAAGCUGUCAAUCAGGGUGUUACAUUUGCUACCACAGCUGAAAGAGAGAUUAUCGAUGCGGUAUUUGAAAAUAGAGGCCUAACAAAAGUAUCAAUAAAUCUUCGAUUACCGGAAGGUCGACAUAAAAUCGAAAAUGCAAUGAUUCGAAAUCAGGAAAUUAGAAGAAUACUAAGGCGGCAAGCAGCAAUUGCCGCUCGAGAAGCUGAAGAGGCACAACAAAUGAGAUUCGAGGAAAUUAACAAACCGAUUAUCACUACUAAACCAGAAAUGCAAUCCGGAAAGCCUCAACCGAUGAAACCUGCCAUUUUGGGAAGUGCAUCUGAAGUGUCAUCUGUAAGAAAAGAACCACCACAUUCUAAACCGGUUUUAGCCAGUGUUAUAAGUAUUUUCGAGAAGACAACUCCAGAUAUUAUCGGAAAUGCAAAAAAAACAUUACUUCCCACGGUUGCAAAUGACAGGAAAACUACUUCGGCUAUCCUUGAAGAAGGACCGAUUGCCGAUAAACAAGUCAAGAUAACAGAUGUUAUCAAUAGGACUGACACUCUUAAUGAGGUACUUGCAAAAGCAACCGCACCUGCCCAAUCAUCAUUACCUAUCGUUAAUUCGGUAAAAACAACAUCAAAAAAAGCCGGUCUUAAGAGAGCAUCUACAAUAGCAAAAACAAUUGAUACUAUAGAAACAGCACUUGAAAAAGAAAAACCAAAGAAAACUGUACGAAAGAAAAUCUCAUUGGAACAAGCAGUUCCGGAAAUAGAAUUAAAUACGGAAGAAGUAUUUAAAAAGACUUCCAUAUCAAAAAAAUCUUCACUUGUUGCAAAGGAAAAUUCGAUUCCUUCGGAAACAAAUGAAACGGCUACUUCGUUAUCCACAUUUCCAAUGACUACUUCAAAAUUGAAAAAUAAUUCAUGUAAUAAUUCAACAACAACAAAUAAUUUUGCAAUGUCAAAAGAAGAAACGACGAAUUCCACCGUACCGAUACGCAAUGAGCAUUUUGAUAAAAAACCGGUAAGAUUGAUGAAGAAUGCCCGAAGUUGCUCGUUAGUACCACCAAUUUUUCUUACUGAUGAACAGAAAAAUGAACCGGUAAAGAGGAAUUUCUCGAUCCGAUCAAAAAAGGAUUCAUUAGAGCAGGAGAAGAUUGCUGUAAAAUUUGAUGAACGAAACGAAUCCACAUUACGUUCCAAUCCAUUUAAUACACCAAUGCCGGUUUAUUCGCUAAAACGAGAAAACAAUUCGUAA
Molecule: messenger RNA, 1788 nt
Organism: Cercopithifilaria johnstoni
Lineage: Eukaryota; Metazoa; Nematoda; Chromadorea; Rhabditida; Onchocercidae
Source: the annotation of a GenBank genome assembly